CGGGUUAACAAUUACAAUAGUAAUAAUAGUCGAAACUUUUCAACACCCAUCGAUAACAAAUUGGGAAAAAUCGAAAGGUUUUCCAUACGUGUGCACUGCAUCUACCAUCUCCAAAAUCUGCCUUUUCGCUUGUCAUUCUUUUCCGGAGCAGACGUUCCAGCGACUUGAAAAUUUUCUUAUUUAAUUUUUGGAAAACUCUACCGAAGAAGGAUGACCAAGGGAACUACAAGCUUUGGCAAGCGCCACAACAAGACGCACACAAUCUGCCGUCGCUGCGGGGAUUCGUCGUAUCACCUCCAGAAGUCAAAGUGUUCCCAGUGCGGCUACCCAGCGGCCAAAACUCGCUCCUUCAGAUGGUCCCGAAAGGCGAAGGGCCGCAAGGCCCAGGGAACAGGAAGGAUGCGUUAUCUGAAGAACUUGCGCCGUCGUUUCCGCAAUGGAUUACGUGAAGGAGGUGCUUCGAUAAAGAAAUCCAACUAAAUCUAGAUCUAUCCCUAUCCCAAUAAAUACCCUAAUGAAGGCACAGACUCCGUAAA
Drosophila gunungcola (fruit fly) is the source of this 536-nucleotide messenger RNA. It is a transcript of the gene RpL37-2, whose product is annotated as probable 60S ribosomal protein L37-B. Gene Ontology annotation, molecular function: RNA binding; structural constituent of ribosome. The transcript has a single exon. Bases 211 to 480 code for a protein of 89 amino acids. Lineage: Eukaryota; Metazoa; Arthropoda; Insecta; Diptera; Drosophilidae. Gene Ontology annotation, biological process: translation. The record is from RefSeq and is a predicted model, not a curated record. Gene Ontology annotation, cellular component: cytosolic large ribosomal subunit; ribosome.